GAAAGCCAAUAGUAUUGUACAAUGUAACCCAGCUGACUGACGACAUUAUCAAAGAUGGCGGACAGGCUAACGCAGUUACAGGAUGCUGUCAACUCGCUUGCAGACCAGUUCUGCAACGCAAUUGGCGUGUUGCAACAGUUUUCUCCCCCGGCUUCUUUCAGCAACAUCCAAACAGCUAUCAACAAAGAUCAACCAUCGAACCCGACAGAAGAGUAUGCCCAGCUUUUUGCAGCACUAAUUGCAAGGACAGCCAAGGAUAUUGACGUGUUAAUUGACUCAUUGCCCAGUGAAGAAUCUACUGCUGCACUUCAGGCGGCCAGCCUGCGUCAGCUGGAGGAGGAGAAUCACGACGCGGCGGCGCGGCUGGAGGACGUGGUGUGCCGCGGGGACGUCCUGCUGGAGAAGAUCCAGAGCGCCCUGGCUGACAUCGCCCAGUCCCAGCUACGCACCCGCAGCGGAGCACCCUGCGCACCCUCCGCCCCGGAGUCCUCCUGACCAGAGGGCGGUCAGUCCCAGGUCCAGUUAAAAACCCUGCCACAAAUUUGAUCCAACCAGCCUUUGAAAAUGGCAUUGUUAUGACCGAGACAGGUACAAGAGUUACUCCGAUAAGUCAACUGUGUUGGAAUGAAACAGUGGCUGAAUGUCUGGACAGCUCUGGUCCUGACCACAAUGGCAGGAAUCCAGGAUUAUGAUGAUGGACAGUUUUCUAAGGGUAAAUGGAAACUUGGGUAUCAGAUAUUUGUACAGUUUGUAAAAAAAAUAUUGUCACAGGGUUUUUUAUGUGUCCUUUCACUUAACAACAGUAUGGGAAAAAAAACAUUGUUGCCAUAAACAUUUUGUGUGUUUGGGGUGUGCAAGUAAAAGUUACAUAAUGUUUAUUUUAAGAUGGGUCUUGACAAGAACAUCUCAAUUCACUCGCCGAUCAUGCCAUGGCUACCCCACCUCAGCAUGUACAGUGAAAAGCAGUUGUUGGAGAAUAAAAGUUUUUUUUGUUAAAUUCA
Messenger RNA from Engraulis encrasicolus (European anchovy), 1001 nucleotides. It is a transcript of the gene med21, whose product is annotated as mediator complex subunit 21. The coding region runs from base 55 to 495 and encodes 146 amino acids. Gene Ontology annotation, molecular function: transcription coregulator activity. Gene Ontology annotation, biological process: regulation of transcription by RNA polymerase II. Lineage: Eukaryota; Metazoa; Chordata; Actinopteri; Clupeiformes; Engraulidae. The transcript is spliced from 4 exons. The record is from RefSeq and is a predicted model, not a curated record. Gene Ontology annotation, cellular component: mediator complex.